GCACAACUUUCCUCACACGCAAUCUUUUCAUCACCUAUAUCACAAGGCCAACCGUAAAGCUUCGUAUUUCCACUUCUCUCUCCCCUUCUGACUGUAAGUAACGCUUAACUGAUCUCAGUAUCAAGGUAGUGCAAUAUGGCUGACAAUGGUGGACAACAAAGUAUAAGAAGUUCGGGAAACUCUCAUGUUGUGCUCAAUGAAAGAAUUCUCUCUUCCAUGUCACGAAGAUCUGUUGCUGCUCAUCCAUGGCAUGAUCUGGAAAUUGGGCCAGGAGCUCCAGCAAUUUUCAACUGUGUGAUUGAAAUUGGAAAAGGCAGCAAAGUGAAAUAUGAGCUUGACAAAACCACUGGCCUUAUCAAAGUUGAUAGAGUUCUCUACUCAUCAGUAGUCUAUCCACACAACUAUGGUUUUAUACCACGCACCAUUUGUGAAGACGGCGAUCCCAUUGAUGUUUUGGUCCUGAUGCAGGAACCUGUACUACCUGGUACUUACCUCCGUGCACGUGCAAUUGGAUUGAUGCCCAUGAUAGAUCAGGGUGAAAAGGAUGACAAAAUAAUUGCUGUAUGUGCUGAUGACCCUGAGUUUCGCCAUUAUACAGACAUAAAGGAACUUCCGCCACACCGCCUUGCUGAAAUUCGCCGCUUUUUCGAGGAUUACAAGAAGAAUGAGAACAAGGCAGUUGCAGUAGAUGACUUUCUGCCUGCUGAAGCAGGAAUUGAUGCUAUCAAGUACUCCAUGGAUCUGUAUGCUUCCUACAUUGUUGAAAGCUUGAGGCAGUGAUUCCUCAAAGCCUUUUCAAGCAUUUUGUUGCUGCUUAACAAGAUUUGGCAAAAAAAAAAAAAGUGGAUAGUCUUCUUACAGUAUAACUGUCUAAUCUCAUAGCAGUUUUAUGUAUUCGGUUUGUCAUUUUGUCUUGGGGAGCAUUAUCUCGUGAUUACAGAAGCCUUUACAAAGGAUGGUAAAUAAGACACAUUAAACGGUUCUCUCUUGAUGUUAAAAUAAAAAUGGUUUCGUAAUGGCGGUUUGCUAUGAAAAUUUGCUGUUUCAUGUUGGGAAAGAGCUACUUACUAUGACUUAUUCAAAGCAAUGAAAUUUGAUUUUGGUGUUA
Olea europaea var. sylvestris is the source of this 1108-nucleotide messenger RNA. Its product is annotated as soluble inorganic pyrophosphatase 4-like. NCBI's taxonomy places the organism in Eukaryota, Viridiplantae, Streptophyta, Magnoliopsida, Lamiales, Oleaceae. The record is from RefSeq and is a predicted model, not a curated record. The transcript is spliced from 9 exons. Gene Ontology annotation, biological process: phosphate-containing compound metabolic process. Gene Ontology annotation, molecular function: magnesium ion binding; inorganic diphosphate phosphatase activity. Gene Ontology annotation, cellular component: cytoplasm. Bases 136 to 780 code for a protein of 214 amino acids.